Serinus canaria (Common canary) is the source of this 3151-nucleotide messenger RNA. It is a transcript of the gene FGFR4, whose product is annotated as fibroblast growth factor receptor 4. Gene Ontology annotation, molecular function: ATP binding; fibroblast growth factor receptor activity; fibroblast growth factor binding. The record is from RefSeq and is a predicted model, not a curated record. NCBI's taxonomy places the organism in Eukaryota, Metazoa, Chordata, Aves, Passeriformes, Fringillidae. The transcript has 17 exons. Gene Ontology annotation, biological process: regulation of bile acid biosynthetic process; positive regulation of cell population proliferation; protein phosphorylation. Gene Ontology annotation, cellular component: signaling receptor complex; membrane. The coding region runs from base 186 to 2735 and encodes 849 amino acids.
CCCGGGACACUCUCCCCCUCCCUGGGAUCCCCCGCGGUCCCCCGCCCCCGGUUAACCUCCCCUAGCGCCCUGACCAGGCUGCCGCUGGCUGGAGAGGUCGGAUUCCCGGCACCCAAACGGGGUGUUUCCCAUUCUGUGCCCCCUCCCAUUCCUGCCCAGGGACCCCCGUGCUCUGCCUCCCGUCCAUGCCCACCAACCCUCUCGGUGACCUGGGGACCUCGCGCUGCUUCUCCCCGGUGCCUCGGGAGAGGAGGGGGCUGCCCGCUCGGAUCCGCUCACCCGACCCUGCCUUUCCCGCAGGGUGGGACCCCCGCGCUGGGGGGGCCUGGAAGAUGCGGCCCCUCUUGCAGGUCGUGGCGGGGUUGCUGCUGGCGGCGGCUGCGCGGGGCAGGGCGAUGGAGCCAGAGCUAUUUGAGCAACCCUUGCUGGAGUCAGAACAUGAACAUCUCCUACUGGACCCAGGCAACACAUUGAAGCUGUACUGUGAUGCCAACAAGAGCGGUGCCAAUGUGGUCUGGUACAAGGAGUCCCGGCCACUCGUCUCGGGGGGUCGCAUCCAUCUCCAUCAGGGCCUGCUGGAGAUCUCAGAGGUCACCUACGAGGACUCAGGGUUCUACGUGUGCCGGGCACGGGGAACUGGAGAGGUCCUGCGCAACUUCACCAUCUCUGUCAUGGACUCCCUGGGAUCAGGUGAUGAUGAUGAAGAUAGUGAUGGGGACAGUCCCCACGGAGACCGAAAUGAGGAGUCAGUCUAUGUGCACAGAGCUCCUUACUGGACUCACCCACACCGGAUGGACAAGAAGCUGUAUGCAGUCCCUGCGGGGAACACGGUGAAGUUCCGCUGCCCUGCCUCAGGCAGCCCCAGCCCCAGCAUCCGCUGGUUCAAGAAUGGGCGAGAGUUCCGAGGGGAGCACCGCAUCGGGGGCAUCCGGCUCCGGCACCAGCACUGGAGUCUGGUGAUGGAGAGCGUGGUGCCCUCUGACCGCGGCAACUACACUUGCCUGGUGGAAAACAGGUUUGGCAGCAUCCGCUACAGCUACCUCCUGGACGUGCUGGAGAGGUCCCCACACAGGCCCAUCUUGCAGGCUGGGCUGCCUGCCAACACCACAGCCCUGGUGGGCAGUGAUGUGGAGUUCUUCUGCAAGGUCUACAGCGAUGCCCAGCCCCACAUCCAGUGGCUGAAGCAUAUUGAAGUGAAUGGCAGCAACUAUGGCCCUGAUGGGGUCCCCUAUGUGCAAGUGCUCAAGACUGCAGAUAUCAAUAGCUCUGAGGUGGAGGUGCUGUACCUGCGCAAUGUGUCCAUGGAGGAUGCUGGCGAGUACACCUGCCUGGCAGGGAACUCUAUUGGCCUCUCCUACCAGUCUGCCUGGCUCACUGUCCUGCCAGAAGAGGAGCUGGUGCGGGAAGCUGAGGCCCCUGAGACCAAGUACACAGACAUAAUCAUCUACACCUCAGGCUCACUGGCUGUGGCCAUGGCCAUUAUUAUUGUGGUGCUGUGCCGGAUGCAGACUCAGUCGAGCAAGCAGCACCUGGAACCUAUGGCAGUCCACAAGCUCUCCAAAUUCCCACUCAUCCGACAGUUCUCCCUGGAUUCCAGCUCCUCUGGGAAGUCCAGCACAUCUCUGAUGCGGGUCACCCGUCUCUCCUCCAGCUGUGCCCCAAUGCUGGCUGGUGUCAUGGAGCUGGACCUGCCCCUUGAUGCCAAGUGGGAAUUCCCCCGGGACAAGCUGGUGCUGGGGAAGCCCCUGGGGGAAGGCUGCUUUGGUCAGGUGGUGCGGGCAGAGGCUUACGGCAUAGACAGAGACCGGCCAGACAGAGCUGUCACCGUGGCCGUCAAAAUGCUGAAAGACAAUGCCACUGACAAGGACCUGGCGGACCUCAUAUCCGAGAUGGAGAUGAUGAAGCUCAUGGACAAGCACAAGAACAUAAUCAACCUCCUGGGAGUCUGCACACAGGAUGGGCCACUGUACGUGAUUGUGGAGUUUGCUGCGAAGGGCAACCUGCGUGAGUACCUCCGUGCCCGCCGCCCCCCGACACCUGACUACGCUUUUGAUGUCAUGGCAAUGCCUGAGGAGCAGCUCUCUUUCAAGGAUCUGGUCUCCUGCGUCUACCAGGUGGCCCGUGGCAUGGAGUACCUGGAGUCCAAACGGUGCAUCCACCGUGACCUGGCUGCCCGCAACGUGCUGGUGACAGCAGAGAGCGUGAUGAAAAUCGCUGACUUUGGCUUGGCCAGGGACGUUCACGACAUCGACUACUACAAGAAAACCAGCAACGGUCGCCUGCCAGUGAAGUGGAUGGCCCCCGAAGCCCUGUUUGACCGUGUCUACACCCACCAGAGUGAUGUGUGGUCCUUUGGGAUCCUGAUGUGGGAGAUCUUCACGCUGGGGGGCUCCCCAUACCCUGGCAUCCCUGUGGAGGAGCUGUUCAAGCUGCUGAAGGAGGGGCACCGUAUGGACCGGCCAUCCAACUGCACCCAUGAGCUGUACAUGCUGAUGAGGGAGUGCUGGCACGCCGUGCCCUCACAGCGCCCCACCUUCAAGCAGCUUGUGGAGGGGCUGGACAAGAUCCUGGCAGCUGUUUCAGAGGAGUACCUGGACCUCUCCAUGCCCUUCGAGCAGUACUCGCCCUCCUGUGAGGACACUGCCAGCUCCUGCUCCUCUGAUGACUCUGUCUUCACCCACGACCCACUGCCGCUGGCUCCUCACCUCUUCUCCUACCCCAGCGUGAGGACUUAAGGGAGGGCAGGGACAGGUGAUGCUGAAGCCACCUCUGCCCUUGCAGGGAGGGAAUCCAGGUUCCCAAAGGUGCCUGCUUUGUCCAGGCUGAGCAGUGGGUGGGCAGGGUCCUGAGCCACAGCACCAGGGCAGGGUGUCCCUCUCACCAGGCUCCUUUUGGGCACUGAGCCAUCAGUCCUGGCUGAGAUCUGCCUGGUAUUGUUGGGCAGCAGGAACUAGAGCCUCUCCAUGUGGGCACUGCCUGGGAUGCCCAUGGCAUUGCCCAGGGAGAUGGGCUUUGGCCAGUGCUUCAGUGGAAGUGUCUCUAGGCAGGAACCCGACUGCUGCCAGGCUCCUGCUGCAUCUGUACAUAGCCACAGAGAUGAAUAUUUAUGUACAUGAAAUUUCAACCUGAUAAAUUAUUUUUUUGGAAUAUA